AAUAAUUAUGACUCUUGGUAUAGAAUAUACGUCAUUCCUUUUGUCAAUAAUGUUUGUUAGUUUAACAAGUACACUGGCAAAUAAGAAGUGCCAUUCAAGACUUGGAUAUCAUGAUCCUGCAACAUUUGAUUUAUACUCAUGUGCAUGGUGUUAUGACUUUCUCUUCUCUGUUAAUGGGAAAAAAUUAAGCGCCAGCAACCAGGAACCAUACCUCCGAGAAAGAGAUCAAACGAUAGCCGAUUAUUAUUUAGUACCAGAUAUAACAGACAACAGCAAUUUUAGUCGUAUUUGCUCAACAUUAACAAACGACGAAUGCAAACGGUGGCAUGCUUGCUGUAUGAAUGCACAUGAUUGUUGUGAAAGGCAGCUCUCUGCACCACCUGUAACAAACGGAACAUGUGCUAGAACUUGGGAUGGGUGGGGUUGUUGGGACGAUACCCCACCUAGUACGUCUGUUUACCUUUCUUGUCCAGCAUAUAUAUCAUUUUCUAUUCCUACAAUACAAGCCGAGAAGACAUGUGUAUCUGAUGGUACAUGGCAAAUACGAGAGGGACAUUCCUGGACCAAUUAUCAACCUUGUUUGAACUUUCAUGAAUUGAAGACGUCGGUAUAUAUAGGUAUUGCAUGCAGUGCAUCAAGUAUUUCAUUGUUGUUUCCAGCUUUGAUCAUUUUCCUGAAAUACAAUUCUUUAAGAAAGCAAUGUAGAAUACGACUGCAUAUUCACUUUUUCCUGGCAUUAUUAUUGAAAGAGAUAGCAUCAGUACUGUGGGAUGUGCUUGUUACAUAUGAUAAACUGUCAAAUGAUAGCGUCUAUACAACGACUUUAGCUCAAAACACGCAUUGGUGUAAGGUGUUGUCAUUUUGUAAAAUAUUCAUGAAAUGUAGUACAUAUUCUUGGAUGUUUUGUGAAGGAUUUUACCUCCAUCAAUUACUCAGCAACGCGUUUUCACCACCUAGAUCCCUCAUAUGUAUAACUGUGUUUGGUUGGGGAAUCCCGUUAUUGUCUGCCUCAUUAUACUCAUUAGUACGAGUUAUAUACUCAGAUGAAAGUUGCUGGACGAUAUAUUUCCAGUACACAGAAUGGAUUAUGUAUACACCAAAUCUUGUUUUUAUUGUGGCCAAUUUACUAUUCCUAUGUAACAUAGUUCGUAUUUUAUUGACACAAAUGCAAUCUCAUCCUAACGAACCAAGUAAUUUCAGACGAGCAGUUAAAGCGACUUUUGUAUUAAUACCAUUAUUUGGGGCUCAUUUGUUCGUUACAAUAUACAGGAUUCCAAUUUCAAAAACUGGCGGGAUGGAAUAUGAACGAUUUACCAUUUGCAUUGAUAAUUUGCAGGGUUUUUUCGUUGCACUGAUAUUUUGCUUUUUAAACAAUGAAGUAAAUGGGAAAUUGCGCAGAACAUGGCGUCGACAAGUCAGUGAACGAUUUACCUCACGUAAUAGAAGAAUGACAUUAACACUAAAUCAAACCAUGUCACUUCGCUCUGACAUAGAGUUCAAAUCUCCAAAGAUUUCCAGGAAAGACGAAGAAAGAACAAGUAUAGUCAAUGGUGACCACAAAAGGUCUGAUAACUCAGUGGCAGAUGUUUAGAUUCCUAACUGUUGAUAAACAUUCCCACUGCUUUGUUAUCAGUGGUAAAACUACGAUAUCACCAAGUUUGUUCAAAACUACAAAUUACCAUGACACACUGUUUAUCGUGGUAAAAAGACAUAAUAGUUGUAGUUGUAAAAGAUGUUAAAACUCAUUAAACACAACUUUCUGAUUUAUUCAGAAAAUCUCGUAUACAUUAAAUAACGUACUCAACUAAGAAUAAGUAUUGGAUAUUAGUCAUAGCUAUGUAUUCAUUUCUAUAUCGUCUUUUCAGUAAGAAAUAAUUUCUGAACUGCAUGUUAUUGAUCUUGUUUUACAUGUUUUUUAUACAUAUUA
This is a messenger RNA of Mytilus trossulus (common blue mussel), 1927 nucleotides long. RefSeq names its product calcitonin receptor-like. The coding region runs from base 8 to 1591 and encodes 527 amino acids. The transcript has 12 exons. The record is from RefSeq and is a predicted model, not a curated record. Gene Ontology annotation, biological process: adenylate cyclase-modulating G protein-coupled receptor signaling pathway; cell surface receptor signaling pathway. Gene Ontology annotation, molecular function: G protein-coupled peptide receptor activity. Gene Ontology annotation, cellular component: plasma membrane. NCBI's taxonomy places the organism in Eukaryota, Metazoa, Mollusca, Bivalvia, Mytilida, Mytilidae.